CAAAGUGGCACUUCCGGGUGUGCAGUUGAGUUGAAUGUUUUCUGUCGCUUAAAUCGGAAUAAAGAGUGGACCGAACUCGAGGAUGAGUGACGAACACUACUUGGAACUCUGCGACAACCCCGUGCAGUUUGAAAAUGCGUCGAGCGUCAACAACGUCUUUUUUGACGAAGCAAACAAGCAGGUAUUCGCGGUGCGUUCAGGGGGCGCCACGGGGGUGGUGGUCAAAGGCCCGGACGACAAGAGUUCCGUUGCCUUCAGGAUGGACGACAAGGGAGAAGUGAAGUGCAUUAAGUACUCCAUUGGAAACAAAAUUUUGGCUGUGCAAAGAACGUCCAAGUCUGUGGACUUCAUCAACUUCAUUCCCGACUACCCUCAUACAGAGUUCACACACGAGUGCAAGAUGAAGAACGCAAACCUUCUCGGCUUCUGCUGGACCAACUGGAACGAGAUUGUCUUUGUCAGCGACCAGGGCAUUGAGUUCUAUCAGGUGCUUCCGGACAAGCGUACGGUCAAACUCAUCAAAAGCCAAAGCAUCAACGUCAAUUGGUACCAGUACUGUCCCGAAACGGCCGUCAUCCUGCUGUCCACCACAGUGCAGGGCAACGUACUGCAGCCAUUCGCCUUUCGGACUGGGAGCAUGUCCAAGAUGUCCAAAUUUGAGAUUGAGCUGCCUGUUGUCCCCAAGCCUGCCAAACUCAGCCUUUCUGAAAGGGAUAUUGCCAUGGCGACCAUUUACAGUCAGCUGUACGUGAUGUACCUGAAACAUCACUCCAGGACGGCCAAUAGUCCCAGUGCAGAGGUGGUGCUCUACCAUUUAGCAAGGGAGGGCGUGUGCAAAAAGACACACGUGUUGAAGUUGAACACAACGGGAAAGUUUGCUCUCAACAUCGUCGACAACCUGGUGGUGGUCCAUCACCAAAGUACUCAGACCUCGCUAAUCUUCGACAUCAAAUUGAAGGAGUCGGACGGCGCUGUCAGCACGCAUCAGCCUGUUUUACCUGCACGCUCCAUACAUCCCUGCAGCAUUCCACUGGCAGGUCCGGCGGUGGCGCCCUCACAGCCUCCUGUCCUGUGCCAGCUGUAUUCGUCCUCCUGGAGCGUUUUCCAGCCUGACAUCAUCAUCAGCGCCAGCGAAGGUUACUUGUGGUACCUUCACGUGAUGCUGUCGCCCACCGUCAACCUGUUGAGUGACAAGGGCAAACUGAUGGACUUCCUGUUGCGCCGAAGGGACUGCAAGAUGGUCAUCCUGUCCGUCUGCUCUCAGCUUCUGGACGGUGAGCAGAAGGGGAGUCUUCCCGUGGUGGCGACUGUCUUUGACAAGCUCAAUCGGGUGUACAAGGACUUCCUGGAGGCGGAGCAGAGCUACACUGUGGCGAUGGAGUCGGGUCCGGCGAGAGGCAGCGCCGCUCAGAAGCGCCCGAUUAGAACUCAGGCAGUCAUCGACCAGUCAGACAUGUACACGCACGUCUUGUCUGCCUUUACGGAGAGGAAGGCCGCCGCCCACAAGUUCACCAUCGCCGUGCUAAUGGAGUACAUCCGCUCGCUAAACCACUUCCAGAUCACCGUGCAGCAUUAUUUGUAUGAGCUGGUCAUCAAGACGCUGGUCCAGCACAACCUCUUCUACAUGUUGCAUCAGUUCCUGCAGUAUCACGUCCUCACUGACUCCAAACCUCUGGCCUGCUUGCUUCUGUCUUUGGAGAGCACGUACCCCCCCGCCCACCAGCUGUCACUGGACAUGUUGAAGCGCCUGUCGACAGCCAACGACGAGAUCGUGGAGGUUCUGCUGUCCAAGCAGCAGGUUCUGGCCGCGCUCAGAUUCAUCCGCAGCGUCGGCGCUCACGACAAUAUGUCCGCCCGCAAGUUUCUGGACGCCGCUCGUCAGACCGGGGACGACAUGUUGUUCUACACCGUCUUCAGGUCCUUCCAGCAGAGGAAUCAGCGGCUUAGGGGAAGCCCCGCCUUUAACACAGGAGAGCACUGCGAGGAACAUGUGCUUCACUUCACUCAGCUGUUUGGCGAACAGGCGCAGAUGAAGGCCUCCACCGUCUGACUUCUUAUACCAGGGGAGUCUUUUUUUCACGGAAGCCCGCUUCUGCCACUCCAAAAUAAAAUUAUACCCCAACGCUAAGUCAUAAUUAUGAGAUGAAGUCGAAAUUAUGAAACAAGAAAGGCGAAAUUAUGAGAUGAAAAGUCAUAAUUAUGAGAUAAAAAUGAUAAUACUUAGGACUUUUUAGCUCAUAAUUACAACUUUCUAUAAAUAAGAGUCAUGUUUAUGAGAUAAGAAAGUCAAAAUUAUGAGAUAAAAAGCUGUAAUUAUGAGAAAAAAUUAUAAUACUUAUGACUUUUUAUAGAUAAGAGAUCAAAAAAGUCUUAAGUUUGAGAUAAAUCAAAAUUAUGAAAUAAAGUAGAAAUUAUGAGAAAAGAAAGGCGAUAUUAUGAGAUGAAAAUUAUAAUACUUAUCACUUUUCGUCUCAUAAUUAUGACUUUUUAUCUUAUAAUUAUGACUUUUAUCUCAUAAUUUCGACUUUAUCUCAUAAUUUCGACUUUUUUAUCUCACAAUUACAACUUUUUAUCUCAGGAGACUUUUUAUAAAUAAGAGACAAAGUCGAAAUCAUGAAAUAAUUAUGAGAUGAAGUCAUAAUGCGAUGAGAUGGCGACUAGUCCAGGGUGUACCCCGCCUUCCGCCCGAUUGUAGCUGAGAUAGGCUCCAGCGCCCCCCGCGACCCCGAAGGGAAUAAGCGGUAGAAAAUGGAUGGAUGGAUGGAUGAAGUCAUAAUUAUGAAACAAAGUUGAGAUUAUGAGAUAAAGGUAUAAUUAUGAGAAUACUUAUGACUUUUUAUCUCAUAAUUAUGACUUUUUUUGUAAUGUUUAUCUCAUAAAUACGACUUUUUAUAAAUAGGAUAAAUUAUUUUAUACAUAAGAGAUAAAAAGUUGUAAUUAUGAGAAACAUUAGAACACUUUUUAUCUCAUAAUUUUGACUAUUAUCAUUUUUAUCUCAUAAUUAUGACUUUUAAUCUCUUACUAUUUAAAAAACCCCAAAAAUAAGUCAUAAUUAUUACAUAAAAAUUAUAAUACUUAGGACUUUUUAGCUCAUAAUUAUGACUUUCUAUAAAUAAGAGUCAUGUUUAUGAGAUAAGAAAGUCAAAAUUAUGAGAUAAAAAGUUGUAAUUAUGAGGAAAAAAAGGAUAAUUCUUAUGACUUUUUAUAGAUAAGAGAUACAGUCAUAAGUUUGAGAUAAAUCAAAAUUAUGAAAUAAGAAAGUAGAAAUUAUGAGAAAAGAAAAGCGAAACUAUGAGAUGAAAAUUAUAAUACUUAUCACUUUUCAUCUCAUAAUUUCGACUCUCAUUUCGACUUUUAUCUCAUAAUUACAACUUUUUAUCUCAUGAGACUUUUUAUAAAUAAUAGAUAAAAAGUCAAAAUCAUGAAAUAAAUAAUUAUAAGAUGAAGUCAUAAUUAUGAGACAAAGUUGAGAUUAUGAGAUAGUCAUAAUUAUGAUAAAAAAUAUAAUACAUAGGACUUUUUAGCUCAUAAUUACGACUUUCUAUAAAUAAGAGUCAUGUUUAUGAGAUAAGAAAGUCAAAAUUAUGAGAUAAAAAGUUGUAAUUAUGAUGAAAAAAGGAUAAUACUUGAAAAUUAUAAUACUUAUCACUUUUCAUCUCAUAAUUUCGACUAUCUCAUAAUUUUGACUUUUUUAUCUCAUAAUUACAACUUUUUAUCUCAUGAGACUUUUUAUAAAUAAUAGAGAUAAAAAGUCAAAAUCCUGAAAUAAAUAAUUAUGAGAUGAAGUCAUAUUUAUGAGACAAAGUUGAGAUUAUGAGAGUCAUAAUGAGAUACAACUUAGAAUACUUAUGACUUUUUAUCUCAUAAUUAUGACUUUUUUGUAAUGUUUAUCUCAUAAAUACGACUUUAUAAAUAGGAUACAUUAUUUUAUAAAUAAGAGAUAAAAAGUUGUAAUUAUUAGAUAAAUAUUAGAACACUUAUGACUUUUUAUCUCAUAAUUUUGACUAUUAUAAUUUUUAUCUCAUAGUUAUGACUUUUAAUCUUUUACUAUUUAAAAAGUCAUAAUUAUGAGAUAAAAAUUACAAUACUUUUUGUGACUUUUUUUUAUCAUAGUUUCGACUUUUUAUUAAUAAGAGUCAUAAGUGUUAGAUAAAAAGUCAAAUUUAUGAUAUAAGAAAGUCAAAAUUAUGAGAUUAAAAAAUGCUAAUUAUGAGAUACAAAUUAUAGUACUUAUGACUUUUUAUAAAUAAUAGCUACAAAGUCAUAAUUAUGAGAUAACAAGUUGAAAGUAUGACCUAAGAAAGUCGAAAUAAUGAGAAAGAAAGUCCUAAUUGAGAUUAAUUGAAAUUAUGAAAUAAAGUCUAAAUUAUUACAUAAAGACCAAUAAGUAUAAUUUUUCAUUUUAUGAAUAAGAUUUUUUUUAUCUUAUAAUUGGGACUUUUUCCUCAUAAUUUUGACUUUUUCUAAAUAAGAGAUAAAAAGUCAUUAUGAAAUAAAAAGUCGAAAUUAUGAGAUAAAAAGGCAAAAUCAUUAUAUAGAAAGUCCUAAUUGAGAUAAAUCGAAAUUAUGAAGUAAGAAGGUCGAAAUUAUGAGAUAAAAACCCAUAAGUAUAAUUUUUCAUUUUAUGAGAUUUUUUUAAUCUUAUAAUUGGGACUUUUUCCUCAUUAUUUUGACUUUUUCUAAUUAAGAGAUAAAAAGUCAGAAUUAAAUAAGUUGAAAUUAUGCAAUAAAAAAUGUAAAAAUUAUGAAAUAAAAACAGUUAUAAUUUUUUAAAUCUUAUAUCUAGGACUUUUCCCCUCAUAAUUUCGACUUUUUAUGAAUAACAGUUUAAAAAAAAGUCAUAAUUACGAGAUAAAAAGUCAAAAUUAUGACAUAAAAAGUCCUAAUUAUGAGAAAGUAGAAAAUGAUUAAAUACAUUUGAAAUGAUGAAAUAGUCGAAAUUAUGAAAAAGUCAAAGUUAUGUGAUUAAAAAGUCCAAAUUACAAGUUAAAGUCAUAAUUAUGAAAUAAAUCGAAAUUAUGAGAUAAAAAGUUGAAAUUAUGAAAUUAAAAAGUCAUAGUUAUGAGAUAAAAAGUCAAAAUGAUAAGUUAAAAGGUCAUAAUGAGUUAAAAGUCAAAAUUAUUAAAUAAAAAGCCCUAAUUAUAUGUUAAGUCAUAUUUAUGAGAUAAAAAGUCGUAUUUAUCGACUUGUCCAGGGUGAACCCUCCCUUCCGCCCGAGUGCAGCUGGGAUAGGCUCCAGCCCCCCUGCGACCCAGAUAAGGACAAGCGGUAGAAAAUGGAUAGAUGGCUAAAAAGUCCUAAUUAUGGGAUGAAAGAUGUAAUUAUGCCUUUUUAUACCAUAAUUUUGACUGGUCUCAUAAAUAGGACCUUUUUUUUUUUAAUCUCACAAUUAUGACUUACCAGUGGGGUAUUUUUUUUUUUUUUUUAGUGGCUGAAGCGGGCUGCUGUACUUUUUAGCGAGGUCCAUAUACAGACAAUGUAAUAUUUUUUUUUUAAGGAGGACAUUUUGGACAAUUGUACACUUCAAGUCUGACCAGAUGCACUCCAAAACCUUCGCUUCCUGUAACUGUCCCAACUCUUUUGUCCAGACAUGGUGCACGGUUAUUGAGGCUCCAUCACGUGUCAAUAACGUUUAGAAAACUGUCACACAAGCAGGACGUGGAAUCGACUUCUUGUUACACGGACGCCGGGAGACAGGAAGGAGGAUGGCGAAUUUGACUCAUCAUCUUUAUUUUCUUUGCAUCUUAUUUGUCUGAAAUACACAACAUAUUUGUGUCUUCA
This is a messenger RNA of Nerophis lumbriciformis (worm pipefish), 5781 nucleotides long. RefSeq names its product regulator of MON1-CCZ1 (gene rmc1). The record is from RefSeq and is a predicted model, not a curated record. Gene Ontology annotation, biological process: regulation of autophagy. NCBI's taxonomy places the organism in Eukaryota, Metazoa, Chordata, Actinopteri, Syngnathiformes, Syngnathidae. Gene Ontology annotation, cellular component: late endosome membrane; lysosomal membrane; Mon1-Ccz1 complex.